AGACAAAACCCCAGCCUUCCUCGAUCAUAAUCUAAUUCAUUUCCUUACCGACGAAGCAAUUUUUAAUUUUCAUUUCUUCAUAUAAUAUACAUAUAUAUAUACACUCCUAUAUGACGAUUUCAUUGCAUAAUUGAAUCUCAAUCUCUCUUUCUCUCCGAAGAAAUAUGGAACAAGAAACUAAAAUGGAGGAGGCAUUGCUCUCAGAGAAGAGCGAUGUUGUAGAAGAGACACAAAGCUUCGAGAGAUGGAGUUCGUAUCAGUACGUGGAAAGGGCUGGUUCCAUAAUUCCAACAGCUUCCUUGGCUGGAACUGAAGUCAGCGUCGACGAAAUUCGAUCUGCUACUGCUUCUUCUGAUCGAUAUUACCCUCCUUCUCUUCACGCCCCUUUGAUCAGCUCACCCGAACCAGAUCCUAAUGAGCAAGCUCUCAUUUAUCAAGGUGGAUAUGGAGGAGAUUAUGGUGGAAUUUCUAAUGAAUUUCAGAGGCAAAUAUUGGAUGAGGUAGAAAUACGAGAAUUGCUUAUUGAUCAUGUUGGUCAUCGUUGCUGUUGGGGAAGUCAUCCAGCUCGGACAUGGAAAAUUCAUGCAGUGGAAGACUGCAAUGUUUAUGUCGGAACUUUAGAGACUUUCAUUGAGGAGAGAGAAACAGUAAAAGAAACAGAACCAUACCGUAAUGGCAAUGUGGAUGGAAAGGAUAAGGGGCCUGAACUUGGAAUCUGGGAGUUGGAUUUAAGGACUGAAUUCCCGGUUUUAUUUAUACCUCAUAAAGAAACACGGGCCAAAAUUCCACAUUGUGAAGCUAUUGAAAAAUGCUCAGGUUGUGCUGGUCGAGGAGAUAAUGUAUGUCCCACUUGCAAUGCAGAUCAACAACUGGGAUUUUACAAGGAAAAUCUGAUGACACAGUGCCCUGCCUGUUAUGGGAGGGGUCUGGUUGCUCAUAGAGAUGGAUCUGAUACAAUAUGUGUGAAGUGUGAUGGCAAGGGAAAGAUUCCUUGUGCAACCUGUGGAUCUCGUGGGCUGAUUAAAUGUAAGACAUGUGAAGGCAGUGGUUCUCUCUUGACACGCAAUAUCGGCAUUGUUAGAUGGAAGACACUUUCCACUCGAAAAGUAAGUGCGACAAGCGGAGCAGCCUCAGUUCCAGAUGAGGUCUUCCACAGAGCCAAAGGGGUCCAAUUGUGCAACACUCAAGCCCAUCAGUGUAGUCCUGCCUUUUUUGCGGAUUCGUUCUUCCUCAACAAGUUCUCCUCUGAAGUAAUUGCCGACAGGGCCCCAGUGCCUCCUACUGCCAGGGUCAUAUGCGAGAGACACGCUAUCUCUGUUGUGCCUGUGACUCGCGUUACCAUGGCUCAUCGCGGUCGACCCUUCAGUUUCUAUAUCAUUGGUUUUAGCAGAGAGGUGUACUUGAAGGACUACUAUCCUGCUAGGUUUUGCUGGGGUCUGUGUCCAUGCUUGGAAUGGUUGAAGAUAUAAUUAAGCAGAUUUUCCAUCUCAAAAAGUAUAGGAAUAUAGAAACCGAUCACAUAAUCGGACAUAACUCUCUCACUGGGUCUCUCAUUUAUGUGAGAUAGUUGUUUCCGGUUAUCUAAUUGGUUUCUGUGCAAGUAAAUUCCUCAAGUACGGUGUUUUCUUGGCGGGAAUUUCUCUGUCUCUGUUUCUCUCUGUCUCUGUGUGUGUGUAUGAGCUUUGUUGCUACUGCUUUUUACUGUUUGGUUUGAGCUAGUUGAAGUUCUCUUGUUUUCUGGGUUUGUAGUUUUUUCUUUACACUGAAAUAAAAUAAAAUUGUGUGAUUGUGAGUAAUGAGACAAGAAACAUGUAUUAUUUUCUGAGUA
Molecule: messenger RNA, 1828 nt
Organism: Camellia sinensis
Lineage: Eukaryota; Viridiplantae; Streptophyta; Magnoliopsida; Ericales; Theaceae
Product: chaperone protein dnaJ-like protein
Source: RefSeq, a predicted model, not a curated record